Messenger RNA from Macrobrachium nipponense, 1749 nucleotides. RefSeq names its product iron-sulfur cluster assembly 1 homolog, mitochondrial-like (gene MagR). Lineage: Eukaryota; Metazoa; Arthropoda; Malacostraca; Decapoda; Palaemonidae. Gene Ontology annotation, biological process: iron-sulfur cluster assembly. The record is from RefSeq and is a predicted model, not a curated record. Gene Ontology annotation, molecular function: 2 iron, 2 sulfur cluster binding. Gene Ontology annotation, cellular component: cytoplasm; mitochondrion. The transcript has 4 exons. The coding region runs from base 115 to 501 and encodes 128 amino acids.
AUACACUAGGCUUGUAGUCCUCGUCGAGUCGUCACCCAGUUGCUUAUUUUAUGUAAACGUUGCUUGUGUGCUGGUCCUCUUGUGGAACGUAGAUUACUACCUAUACCGUAAACAAUGGCUUCAGUGGCUUCAGCCACUGUCAGAGCAGUGAAGGCCAGAAGAUUAAUACCUACCAGAGCAGCUUUAGUUUUGACUCCAAAUGCUGUACAGAAAGUGAAGCAGUUAUUAGAAAAGCAACCAGAUGCUAUGGGAUUGAAAGUUGGUGUGCGUCAGCGUGGUUGCAAUGGUUUAAGCUAUACCUUGAAUUAUGCAACAGAAAAAGGGAAAUUCGAUGAAGAAGUUAUUCAGGAUGGUGUCCGAGUAAUCAUUGAUAAGAAAGCUCAGCUAACAUUACUGGGAACAGAGAUGGAUUUUGUAGAAUCCAAGCUCUCUUCAGAGUUUGUUUUCAAUAAUCCCAACAUCAAAGGAACUUGUGGUUGUGGGGAAAGUUUUUCAGUAUAGUAUCUGAGAAGAUUUGGAAUUGUUGGAAAUGUUGUGAUACUAUGCUUUUAAAAGAAAGGUAUACAUACAUAUUUUAUAUAGAUAGGUUAGGCUAUGAUGUUUGUCAGGGGAAUUGAGAUUAGCAUGGGUUUCAUAGUUACCCAUUUUGUCUACCUAAUAUUUUAGCAGACUUAUUUCAGUGCCUAAGGACUUUUACUGAAGCAUAAAUAAAGUAUCCUUGAAUCGUAUUUUCAAAAGCAACUUAUAAUUAUACUUUUGAAGGGACAGUUUUAUUUCAUGAUACAGUAUAUUUAGUAAGUAUACAUAGUAUAAUUUGUUUUCGUGUGUCUAGUUUUUGUGAUUGUCUUUGUACUGUAAUUACUUAAGCUGUAUUUACACAUUCAAGGAUUUUCCUUAGUAAAGUAAUUACUAGUUUGUAAAAUAUUAACUAGUAAAUAACUAAUUUUCAUAGUGCUUUUAGUCCUUAAAUUUUCCAUUUCAGUCCAGAUUAAUGUUAAGAGUAAAUGUUAAUCAAUACAGCGUAUCAAAAUUACCGUAGAUAUUUUACCAUGAUUUUUAAGACCAGGGUUCUUUAUUUGUAUGUGUCUGUUCAUUUUAAUUUUAAAAAUGUUCAAUAGAAAUUUUAUUUACUAUCUUCCAUAACUUUGUUUGGAGAUCAAAUAAGACCAUGCCAUGCAAACAGUGGUUCUUGAUACUUAUUAAAGUAAUAAUUUUCAUGGUGACAUCACCUGUACGUUUUAACAAAACCUUUUUUACACAUAGUGGUUAUUAUUAUUAUUAUUAUGACAAAAUCAAGUUAGUAUGCAGAAUGUUCAGUUAAGACUGAUAUGACUUUUUUGAAAUUAUUUUUACUGGAAUUCAACCGAGAAAAGGCAACUGAGUAACAAAUAAAAUAGAAAUAAUUAAAUGGAAAGUUAUCCAUCCUGUAUUUAAUGGAAUGAUCUUAAGUUCAUCUUUUGAGAGGUUUUAUUCUUAACUGACUGAAUACUGUAAUUGUUUUGUGUUGAAUAAUUAUUUGAGAUUUUGGUGGUUAGUACAACAAAGUAAUGUGUUCACAUUUGUACACAAGGAAAACUUAUUUACUCUUAAGCAUGCUACUUGUGCAAUUCAAACUAUUUAUUUUGAUGUUAAGGUACGGUUAAGAAGAGGGUAUUUGCUCCUUGUAAAUGAAUGAAAUUUAUUGUACAGUGUAAUGUAGUCAUUUCUGUAAAUGAAAAUGUAUAUAAGAAUAAAGGUAUUAUACAUUUA